Cyclopterus lumpus (lumpfish) is the source of this 3168-nucleotide messenger RNA. It is a transcript of the gene znf367, whose product is annotated as zinc finger protein 367. Bases 184 to 1224 code for a protein of 346 amino acids. The transcript has 5 exons. The record is from RefSeq and is a predicted model, not a curated record. Gene Ontology annotation, cellular component: nucleus. Gene Ontology annotation, biological process: central nervous system development; regulation of transcription by RNA polymerase II. NCBI's taxonomy places the organism in Eukaryota, Metazoa, Chordata, Actinopteri, Perciformes, Cyclopteridae. Gene Ontology annotation, molecular function: RNA polymerase II cis-regulatory region sequence-specific DNA binding; DNA-binding transcription factor activity, RNA polymerase II-specific.
CGCGGGACAACGCUCCUGUGGGCGCACACAGGUUCAGACGACCUGCUGCGACGAGAAGGGAACCUCAUCUUUAUCAAACGGUAUCUUUGAGCGGAUACUUUGUAGUGAACGACGAGCCGACCCUUUUUGGAAAUGAAGGACGUAUUUACUCCAGACUGAAAAGGCGAUUUUUUAAAAUUUUGUAUGACUUUGACUCAUUCAUUUUUCCCACCAAUAAUCCAUUCGUUUGAAUACUUUUCCAGUUUUUUUUUUGCUUGCCUUAUUCGGAGCUUUGACAUCCACAUGGCGGACAACAAGCACCCGCACGUUAUUUUCUGCAACGACUCGCCCAAACGGGUCCUGGUGUCCGUCAUUAAGACCACGCCGAUCAAACCGAGGAAAGCGGAGGCCCUGACGCCGACGAGUCCCGGUUUCAGCGACUUCAUGGUCUACCCGUGGAAGUGGGGGGAGAACGCCCACAAUGUGACCCUGAGCCCGGGCUCGCUGAGCGGGGCUUCGUCUCCGACCGGGACCCAGACGGCCCGGGACGCGGACGCGGACGCGGAUCCUUCAGCGGAGCAGAUCAGGGACGGCAUCCGCAGAGGACGACCACGUGCCGACACCGUCCGCGAGCUCAUAAGCGAGGGGGAGACUUCGUCCAGCCGCAUUCGCUGCAACAUCUGCAACCGAGUAUUUCCUCGCGAGAAGUCGCUUCAGGCUCACAAGAGGACACACACAGGAGAGAGGCCCUACCUGUGUGAUUACCCAAACUGUGGGAAGGCGUUUGUCCAGAGUGGUCAGCUGAAGACGCACCAGCGGCUGCACACUGGGGAAAAGCCCUUCGUCUGCUCGGAGAAAGGAUGUGGCAAUCGGUUCACACACGCCAACCGUCACUGCCCCAAGCAUCCCUUCUCCCGCCUGAAGAGGGAGGAACCGAAGGAGAGCCAGGGGUCGGCUCAGUCGGUGGACAACAAGGCCGUGGCCGAGUGGCUAGCAAAGUACUGGCAGACUCGUGAGCAGCGGGCCCCCACGACCACCAACAUGGGGAAGCCACAGGGCAAGGCACGAGUCGAGGACCAGGAGCAGCAGGACCCCAUGGAGUUCCUCCAGUCCGACGAGGAGAACGGGGAGGACGAGGAAAAAGGCGGCCAGGGAGGAGCCGCGAAGCGCCGCCUCCAGGAGCAGCGAGAGCGUCUCCACGGUGCUCUCGCGCUCAUUGAGCUGGCGAACAACCUGUCUCCCUGAAACCCCCCCCCAAAUCAUUCCCUGUCCCUAAUAUCUCCAUUCCCAACCCGCCUUCCUGCAGUAUGUGCUGUAGCUAGAAAGUGUUCAUCAAUGCAGAUCAAUGGCUUGUUGAGUUUAUUUCACCAAGUUGUGACAUCAGACUUUAGAGAGCGAGCUGAAUAGGCCUGAGAUCAGUGUUAUGCACUCCCCCCCUACCCCACAGCACCAGGAAGGCCCAAGCUAAAGCACCUUAUUCAGCUUCCAUUUUAUCCUCUUUUUUUAAAAAAAAUUUUAGGCUGCUAUAAUUGUAGAUUUGACUAUAUGAAGAAUGUCUUUCUUUUUCUCCUGCCUUCUAAAGGCAAAGAAAGAGUACCUAUUAUGUUGUUAAUUUGUCGUGUUUGCACUUUGAUGGGUAACGAGUUUUCUUUGAGUGUAUUUGAGAUUGUAACAAGAGUGUGUAUGACUGAUGUGUGUAUAUAUGGAUUAAGCUCCGACGGAGAGAACGAUACAGGGUGUGGGCAAACAUAGGAAAUGUUGAGUUGCAUUCCAACUGUCUAGAUGGCCUCUCAUCAUGCUCCCAGGUUUCAUCUCCAGCGUUGUAAAAGCACAAUUUCCCCUGCGACAGCAGCGUUGGGAACUGAAAACGGACUGAGAAGUUUAAGCCUCAAGAAGCGGCAGAAAGGUGGACUAAAAGCGAGCUGGAUUGGUCCGGGCAUGGGACAUGGUUGUUUUUUUGUUUUUUUUAUGUGCGAAUGUGACGUGUGGCCGGUGAUCAUUGCAAGCAUAAUCCAGAGGUCUUGUGAAGCACGAGCUUUAAGAAAAAAAGAAAUCUGAAACUUUUGACAGCUUCACCACUUUUAUCGUUUAAAAGGUCCAGAGUCCCUUUUUUAAAAGCCAUGCCACAUUUCCAUUUUAACAGCCGUUUUCCAUUCAGACACAAGAAUCGUGGGCAAGAAGAUGCAGACCUUUUAACCAGAUGGGAGAUUUAUUUUUAAACAAUGGAUGAUGUCAAUCCCCUUUUAUAUUAAAAGGUGUGAGACCAGUUAUGAUACGGGCAUAGCAUCAUAGCAGUGUGCGGUGCAUCUAUGUCAUAUAAUUUCAAAAGGUUAAAUUAUGAUAUUUAUUUCAACAUAUUCUCUUUUUUUUCUUUUUCCUGGCUUUUGUUGAUUUAUGACAGUCUUGGAGUCUUUUGACAUGGGAAGGGAAAUAUUCUGGUACUCGUAGGAUAAAAAAUAUCUGCAAUGUUUUAAAACCAUUUAGAAUAUAUAUCAAAUAAAGUUUAUUUUUCUAUUUAGCACUUCCCCCUCCCCCCCCAUAUUUAGUCUUGGAUUAAGCUUGCAAUUCACUGAAGAUUAGAUUUGUUGUUCGUUUCCAAGAAAAUGGCACAGCUUUUAUUUUUUUGUAGUCCUGGAUGAUUUUCUUUUUCAAUUUCUUUUUUUUUCUUCCUCAAAGCAACACUACAUCCUUUGACACUGUAUGAAGCCUCUCAUAACUGCCUUCUCACUCUAGCUGUGAUGUUUGAUAAACAAAUUACCCGUGUGGAGUUAUGGUAAAACUGGAAGGCAAGCGUAAUGUUGAUAAUCAAAACACCAAAUGAUUUGUUUUUACCCAAUUAUAGUAUAUUUUGAAGCAUUUCUAACCCGUAGUCAAUUUUGUGGUUCGAGAAGAUUAUGGCAUUUAAUAUAUAUAUAUAUAUAUACACAUUAUGUUCUUAGAAUAUCGAGUGUGCACAAUUUACGGGAGAGCUUUGAAGUUUAAUUUUAGUUUUCAGUUUUCCCCUCUGCUAACAACCUCCCCCUCCUCCGUUAUCAUGUUUGUGACAUGUGUAGAGUGACCCUGCUUGCUUGGUAGACAUUUAUUUACACUUUUUUUUUUUUUUUUUUUUAAAGUUAAAAUUUCUCUGACAGGCUGUCCACACUGUCAUACAAUUGUUGGUUUUCAAUAAACAUUCACCGAACCGGACCC